Messenger RNA from Acanthoscelides obtectus, 1057 nucleotides. The record is from the annotation of a GenBank genome assembly. Lineage: Eukaryota; Metazoa; Arthropoda; Insecta; Coleoptera; Chrysomelidae.
CUAAUGCCGGCCACAGACUAUCAGGUACACCUGACAGCCUGUCAGGCGACCUGACAACUGAUGAAAAUUCGAUCAGUUCUGCUUGACAGGCGAGUAGACUUGACGUGUGUGUGGCGGUGUAACCUGAACAGGUACAUACUGAAAAAUGUCGCAACGGAAUAAUGAAGUUCUUGGUGAUUUUAUUGAAAUUUAUAAAAGUGAACCUUGCUUGUGGAAAGUGAAAGAUAAUGACUAUCGCAAUAGAGACCAGAGAGAUGCUGCAUACAGAAAAUUAGUGAACAAAUUGAAGGAAAUAGAGCCUGAUGCAAACGAGACCUUGGUUAAAAAAAAUCAACAGUUUGAGAUCCAAUGUUCGAAAGGAGCAGAAGAAAAUUGACUCCUCAAUGAAAUCUGGCGCCUCAGCAGAUAAUGUAUACAAACCUUCUCUUUGGUACUUCGAACUUUUUGAUUUCAUAAAGGACCAAGAUAAUCCUAGAUCAUCGGUCUCAAAUUUAUCUCCUGAAAGGGACAAUGAUGAGGUGAACAUUGAUGACCCAUCUCCAGAGGAAAACCAAUUGUCACCCACUGUCUCUCAAGAAGAGCGGCGGGAAUCGAAUCAACCAGCGGCGUCGGCUGGGAUUUCACGACCUGGGCCCAGUAUAAAGAGGAAAUCUAAUGAUGACAUAUCAGCUGAGAUAUUGUCUACUGUUCGCGAUCAUUUCAAACGACCGCAACCACAAAUCGACUGUUGCGAGCUCUUGGGGCGAACAGUAGCUAUAAAAAUGAGGGGCAUAAAAGAUAAACGCCUGCACAUCAUGUUCGAAAAAAAAAUUAACGACAUAUUAUAUGAAGCAGAAAUGUGCGCUAUUAACUACCCAAAUUCCACUUUCACAAGUCCACAACAUUACACACCAUCUCCCACAAAAAGUCCACAACAUUACACACCAUCUCCCACACCAAGAACAAAACCCAACUUCUCACAACAAUACAGAAACAGCAUCAAGUUUUUUGUCAAAUUUCACUGAAACUUUUGAAUGAGUAAAUAUGAAAAUAAAAAGUUUGUUUAAAUAUAUUAAAA